Molecule: messenger RNA, 411 nt
Organism: Pelobates cultripes (western spadefoot toad)
Lineage: Eukaryota; Metazoa; Chordata; Amphibia; Anura; Pelobatidae
Source: the annotation of a GenBank genome assembly
AUGCUGCAGGAGAAGAGGAUCCCUUACAAAUGGGGGUUCCCAUUUAACCUACAGGCAAGAACAGGCAACGUGUGGCACACUAUUCGGUGGCCAAAUGACGUACCCCGCUUCCUGAACGCAACCAGCUUACCCACAGUGCAGAUCCCGAACUGGAUCCUUGAAGGACCUCCGGCCUGGGCAACAGGGCCAUCGGAAGUGGCACACAAUCUCCAGGUGGACCCGGUCCCACGAUGGCGCAGAGGUCCCCGAAGAAUAGCCCCAACCAGGUACCCCCCCCUCAGCAAGCAAAGAAAAUACGCCGAACCGGAAUGGUCCGGCGCACUCCGUGUCCAAGGCCCAUUGGAGAAAGAUGAUCCACCGACCCAGACCCGCUUGAAAGAAGGCCUGGACUGGGGUAUGUACUCUUCCUAA